Molecule: messenger RNA, 1721 nt
Organism: Panicum hallii
Lineage: Eukaryota; Viridiplantae; Streptophyta; Magnoliopsida; Poales; Poaceae
Product: probable sodium/metabolite cotransporter BASS5, chloroplastic
Exons: 8
Coding region: 89-1318 (409 amino acids)
Cellular component (GO): membrane
Source: RefSeq, a predicted model, not a curated record
CGAAGAACUCACAAAUCACAAGCAGACGCUCAAACUCUCGUCUCCUUUCCUCAGGUGCUGCUCCAGUGCCCCACCCACUCGCGGUCAAAUGCCCCCCGCCGGGGCCGGCGCAGCCGUCCUGAGGCGGCCCUACCUCGCCGGCGUCCACUUGUUGGCCGGCCGCCGGCAGGCGGGGGUGGACCGCGUCUCGAUGCUUCCUCCGGUGACCCCGCCGCUGCCGCCGCUCGUCUCAUGGCAGCAGGGAUCUGGAGUGGUUGCUAGGAGGCGCCUCUGGGCGAAUGCGAGUGGUUCCUUCGAGCAGAAUAACACUUGGGAGGACGCGGUAUUGCCUUCACAGGUAGUGGAGGAGAGUAAAGUAGAUUUCCUGAAGAUCCUGAAGAGUGCCAACACCGUUAUUCCCCAUAUAGUGCUGGGGAGCACAAUUCUGGCUCUGGUGUACCCGCCUUCUUUUACAUGGUUCACAACCAGGUAUUAUGCACCAGCUUUGGGAUUCUUGAUGUUUGCUGUUGGUGUGAACUCAAGCGUCGAGGAUUUUGUCGAAGCAAUAAAAAGGCCAGAUGCUAUUGCUGCCGGUUAUAUUGGACAGUUCAUCAUCAAGCCUUUGUUUGGAUUCCUUUUUGGCACUCUUGCAGUAACAGUUCUUAAUCUUCCAACUGCUCUAGGUGCUGGUAUCAUGUUAGUUUCAUGUGUGAGCGGAGCACAGCUUUCAAACUAUGCAACUUUCCUGACAGAUCCACAUAUGGCCCCUCUCAGCAUUGUUAUGACAUCAUUGUCAACAGCUACUGCAGUUUUUGUCACCCCAACAUUAUCCUACUUUCUUAUUGGCCAGAAAUUACCUGUAGACGUCAAAGGGAUGAUGUCCAGCAUUGUUCAAAUAGUUGUUGCUCCAAUUGCAGCUGGAUUGCUCCUGAAUAGAUUCCUUCCAAAGCUCUGUGCAGCUAUUCAGCCAUUUCUGCCUCCGUUGUCAGUAUUCGUCACUGCUUUGUGUGUUGGUUCACCGUUGGCUAUAAAUAUUAGGGCUGUUUUGUCUCCAUUUGGAUUAUCCAUUGUGCUGCUCCUUUUCGCGUUCCAUACCUCAUCUUUUGUAGCUGGUUAUCAUCUUGCUGGUACUUGGUUUCACAAGUCAGACGAUGUGAAGGCACUACAAAGAACAAUAUCUUUUGAGACAGGAAUGCAAAGUAGCCUUCUUGCUCUUGCUUUAGCAAACAGGUUCUUCCCAGAUCCACUAGUGGGUGUGCCUCCAGCCAUAUCGGUUGUGUUGAUGUCCUUACUGGGCUUUGCUCUCGUGAUGGUAUGGUCCAAGAAAAUGAAAAUGUAGCAAGCCAUGAACUGAAUCAACUCAGCCUUGUAUUCAGACAUCGCCAUAGCCCUUAUCAAAAAUUUCAGGCAGGCUAACUUGAGCCAGGAAGACACUCUGGGCCAAUGUUCAUCGGAGGUCAGGAUUGAUUCCAAAUGAUCAUCAUGGCACAGGAUCCAGCUCACCCUUUUUUUUUCUCCUUUCCAUACUCAUACCUGAUAUUGGUUCUGUCGAACCAAAGAUCUCUAAGUGUUCCAGGAUUGCAAAAAACGUAUGUGAAAGAUUCUCUGUAACUCUUUGUGGGAUGGGAUGGGAUACCUCUUCGAGAAGAAACAAAUGGCCUUGCUCUUGAGUCUUGAGUCUUGACUCUCUGGUGGUUGACUAGUUUUCCUGAAUUCAUCAGCUGCUGCCGUUUCUGUUCUUA